CGGCGCUAGGGUUUCCCCCCGUGUCGCCAGAGGAGGGCGACGCGGGGGCGGUAUGUUCCACAACCAAGCUAUUUCAGUGUUCAGAGUUGCCCUCUUUAGCAGUUUGUCCGCCAGCUAUACUUGGCUUUUACCCCAGAUGUAAGCAGUCGAUCUAAUGGAAAUGAGAGUUCUAACACCCACUCGUUUGUUCACUGACACACCCAUUGUUCAUUCAUAUGCUCAGACUAUAUAUUGAUAUAAUUUUACUUAAUAUUCAUAGAUGGUCUAACUAAAGCGCGAUUUUUUCUCCAGUGGUCCAGUGCCACAGAUGUUGACGGUGCCGCAGAGGCAAUAAUUGGGUAUAUUCAGAAAAUGGUGGAUCAAAGAGUCUUCUAUAUUCAAAUUCUUCAGAAUGGAGAAGUAGAAGAUCAAUGCAGAGGGCAAUUGCAGAGGAACUGAAACUUGAUUGCUCGACAAUGGCUAUUAUAGAUGAGCAGGAUGAAGAGGACGACUUUUAUGGAGUUCAUGACAGAUCACGGGGUGAGAUAGCAGCUGUGUCAAGAAAAAUUAAUCAUAUUUUGAAGGAUAGUAGAUUUGUGAUGCUUUUCCAUAAGGGUUGUGAUGAAGAGAUUGUUUUAUAUGGCUUCGGUGUUCCUCGAUUUGGCAAGUUUGAAGACAACCUUUUGAUAUGGACAUCUGGGAGGAGGCGGUUAAUCUUUAAAGAAAACGACAUCACGACACGAGCCAAUCUGCAGGUUUAUGAGGGGAUAGUGAAUUUAACGAAUGAACAAUUUUAUGCAAUACUGUGUAAAGAGGGCGCCAUCAUAGCUCCAGGCAUCGACCCUACAGUGGUCUCAGAUUGUUUUUUGUACAAACUAUUACUGCAUGUCAGCUUUCUUACCACCACUAAAUAUGAUUGGGCUGGUCAUGCUUUCAAUUGUUGGAUAUGUGAUGGGAUUCUGCAAGUGGACAUAUCAAGGGAGAUAAGUAAUGUGCUGAGAAGAAAGAUAAGUAUGGAGGGUGAUGCUUAUCUACUUGAUUACAUGCUUAGAAAGUUCAAGAAAUAUUUGAAGCUUCCUUUUCUGAGAGUUAAAGAUGGUGAUGUGUAUGAAGAAGGACCAUACCGUUGGAUUUCAAUGACAUCAAAGGAUACAAAACUACAUGGUAUGCAAAUUGUUCCUGCACAGACAUCAUCUUUCUUCUUGGAAUUUGAAAGAUCUGAACCACUGCUAGCAUUGCCAACUGGUUUGUUUGAACAUUCCAGCAUCCUUGGUGUGCUAAUCCUUUGUUGUUGCGCCUUCAAUUUUGCAUCACCUCCUUUUGCAAAAUGUCAUAGCUUGAAAUUCCUUGGACUAGACCACUGUACUGAUAACAAUACAUGUGAAGUAGAAGAUCAUACUGAGUGGGUAUGUUUGUAUUUGCUGAGGGUUCUAGACCUACAUUACACAAAAUGGAAUGAGAUCUUAUCUAUAAAAAAUAUUGAUCUGAUGACCAACAUCAGAGAACUAAAUAUAGAGGGAUUCAUUUGUUGGCAAUACACAACCCACUUACAAGGUCGGCUACCUAACCUUGAGAGGCUCCGAAUAAUCAAGCCAGGAUCUGAACCCGAGAUUUCAUUAGACACAAGCAAUUCCUUCCUUGGCAGGACAAAGCUAGAGAUACUUGAUUUGUCGGGCAAUAGUAAUAUGGAGGUUCUACCAAGCAGCCUAUCAGAAGUGAGUAGCCUUGAUGUGCUUGUCCUAGAUGGUUGCACUAAGCUUCAAGAUGUUGUGCCUGAUGUGCUCCCUCACUUGCUACGGUCAUUCAGACUUGAUGCUUAUGGGCCGCCAAGUCGACGGAUACCAAAUGUUGAGCAACCUAUGGAACAUAUCAGUUCAUCCACUCCAUUUCGAAAAAAAAAAAUCAGUUCAUCCACUGGAUCAAAUAAAAAUGGUUCCAACAAUAUCUCUAGAAUCUCCCUACAAGGUUGCACAAGGUUGGAUAGUCUAUUCCUGCGCGGGUUACCAAAUCUGGUCGAGUUAGACCUCUCCGGGAGUGCAAUUAAAGUUCUUGACUUUGAAACCAUGGUGGUUGAAGUUCCAGGGCUCAAACGGCUAUUUCUGCUAGGAUGUGAGCACCUUCGUGCAAUAGGAUGGGGCAAACGGUGGAUACUGUAUAGCACAAAGCCUGACCUGGAAUUAUUAUGCAUAGACACGCGAGCUGGAACGGUGCGUCCUCGGCCACCCCUUAGCAAGAAUAAACCCUUACGGUUGCAGGUGCAUGCUGUUGUUGAGGAUGCAAGGCUUGCUUGGUCCCUAUGCCCUCCGAUGAUUAUGGGAGCACGAGAUGACGGCCUUAAGGAGGUUUAUUUUAAUAUCCAUGUCACAUCCUCACUUGUACAUAACGGGUCUGUUCAACUCAGAGAACUCUGCAAGAAGAAGACUAGCAUGCACGGUGAUCAAGUGAGCAUGCAGCUAUCUGGUAUACCUCCAGGAAGCCAAUACAUGGAUGUCUUUAGCAUGGUUAGCGCCGUCCCCCUUAUGCAGGCUUUUCCAGAGCCGCCGACUAGCAACUUGGACUAUCAUAUUGAGAUCGGUGAAGGAGGCCGCAGCUUGGAGAGCGCACUGGACGGACAUAAUAAUAAUGAUUAUAACUAUAAUGAUCGUAACUUAGCUUUUAUAAUGAAAUGGUUUGCGGAGUCACUGCAUGUGCAUGAUGUCUCGGUUAGUGGUAGUAUGCCCAUGGGAUAUUGGAACAUGCUCAAGCAGUGCCGCAUGGAGAGGUGUCCCAAGUUGGGUACCGUAUUCCCUUGGGGGUCUCAAGGGAAUAGUUCGGGGUCGUCUGGAUUUGAAACACUGGAGACUUUUUGGGCGUGCGAUCUCCUGAUGGCCCGCCAGAUUUGGAGUAAAGGUUCGCACAUCAAUGUAACGAGUACUAAAAGCUUCAGAAACCUGCAGCACCUACACCUGAGCUCCUGUCCCAGGCUCCAGUUCAUGCUCCCCGUCUGGGUCUCUUCCUUCCCCAGCCUGGAGACCCUUCACAUCAUCCACUGCGGCGACCUCAAGCACAUCUUCGUGCUGGACGGAUGGUACCCCGAGGAAAUAGCCACCAACGGUGUAGCGUUCCCGAAGUUAACCGCCAUUUACCUUCAUGACCUGCCAACGCUGCGGCAGAUAUCCGAGAUGAUGAUGGUUGCGCCCAUACUGGAGACCAUCAAGAUCAGAGGUUGCUGGAGCCUGAGCCGCCUGCCGGCUAUGAACAAAUCCCGUGGUCCAGGCAUGAAGAAGCCGACCGUCGAGAUCGAGAAGGACGUGUGGGAUGCGCUGGAGUGGGACGGCGUCGAGGCCGGCCACCACCCGAGCCAUUUCGAGGCACCAGUGCACUCGCGCUACUACAAGAAGAAACUGCCCAGGACAUCCGUCCUCAGGUGAUUCCUGCACUUCAUCGAGAUGUGUUUCUUCCAUGGGGAUAGCUUGCUGAUUCAGAGUGAUGGAUGCUCCUGCGGCUGUAUGCGUGUGGGUUGCUUGUGUGCUUUGAAGGAGAAUUCCAGGCGUGAUGGCCAUCGAUCAAUUGCUUUUAACUACGUACUAUCGUGUGUUGUGUCAGGUGUGAGCUUACGGUGGCUCUAACCUCAUGUGUGGCUUUGAAAUAAGAGGCAGUCUGGUUCGCGCCUGAGUACACACUGGGCUGGCUGAUAUGUGUGGUUUGCGAUUGAGUGUUUAAUGUGUGUGUGCCUGCGUGCAACUACUUAUCUGAGUGUUUAAUGGGUGUGUAUCUGAACUAAGAAGCAGUUUAUUUGUGUGCAUCGAACUUUGGUGCAUCUUUGUUUGGUGUGGUUUUCACAUUAGCAACAGAUAUACAUGUGUGCCGGUUGUUGCA
Molecule: messenger RNA, 3837 nt
Organism: Lolium rigidum
Lineage: Eukaryota; Viridiplantae; Streptophyta; Magnoliopsida; Poales; Poaceae
Exons: 3
Coding region: 411-3389 (992 amino acids)
Source: RefSeq, a predicted model, not a curated record